Messenger RNA from Notothenia coriiceps (black rockcod), 2328 nucleotides. RefSeq lists its product as uncharacterized. Gene Ontology annotation, molecular function: transcription corepressor activity; oxidoreductase activity, acting on the CH-OH group of donors, NAD or NADP as acceptor; DNA-binding transcription factor binding. Gene Ontology annotation, cellular component: nucleus. The transcript has 4 exons. NCBI's taxonomy places the organism in Eukaryota, Metazoa, Chordata, Actinopteri, Perciformes, Nototheniidae. Bases 1 to 2328 code for a protein of 775 amino acids. Gene Ontology annotation, biological process: regulation of transcription by RNA polymerase II. The record is from RefSeq and is a predicted model, not a curated record.
AUGCCUAACUCAAGUGAGCAGUCGCAUUUUGGUGGUGCUCUGGGCCAACGGGGUCCUGAAUGGUCUGAAGGUCAGAACGACAGGGCUGCAAGUCGCUGUCAACACUGUGGCACCAUUGCGGGACGUAGGAAUUCUUUUUCACAGGGUGGAGCUGACUGUGGAGCUUGGUUUCACCGUCACCUAGAUUUUUGUGAGAAAGCUGAUACAGACCUCCAGACCUCCAUGUACAGGCAGGCCCAGCAGGAGCGGCGUGGGCAGCAGCUACUGAGGAAGACAUCUGUGCCCGAUCUCAGCAACAGUCUCUACCUCAGGCAAUUGAUGGCAGGCCGGGCCUCUGCACCACCUCAGGAUUACUACCUGGCUGACGCUACUUUAUCUGGCCAGCUUCCUGACGAGUCUGGAUUUUAUAGGGAUAACCAGCACCUGCUCAACAGAUCAGGCUCGCAUUAUGGGCCUAGCGCUGGGGGGUUGAGGCCUACCUGGGAUCAAGGACAGGCAAGAGCAACACCUUCCGUGCGGCCCUCCGCCUCAACACCUACCCCCGUGCCUCCUCCCCUUCCACCUCCUCCUCCUCCUCCUCCCCUUCCCGUUCAUGAGCUGAGCCGCUUGUACAGGGAAACACUGGGAUCUAAGAUGAUACCAGACAUCCACCGUAUUGGCGGCUGCUCUCCCUCUCCUGCAGUUUACGGGGGCCAGCCCCCUCUUACCUAUUACAAUACUGAACAACCGUCUCUCUCUGCUCGUCAAGCUUAUAACAAUAUCAACAGCUUUUCCCUGGACCCUCGCCAGCAAGCUGCAUCCAGUUCAGCGCUGGACGCAGCUUCUCAGGGAAUGGACGGAGCUCUUCACCGCGCGUAUGGAGCUGUAGCCUCCCAGAGGAUGCCUUAUGACCCAAACUAUGACCCCAGCUCAGCCAUGAUGGCUGCCACAGCUGGAAUGAACUCCAGCAUGCCUCAUCACCAUCAAAGCGCUCUAGACCCCAAAAGGAUGGUGGACCCUAACUUCUUGGGUUACCUGCGAGCUGAAGGCUUGGCUGAGAGCACUAUCACUCUUCUGCUGCAACAUGGUUUUGAUUCUGUUGCCACGUUGGGAAUGAUGGAGGACCACGAUGUUCGCUCUUUGGCCCCUAACUUGGCCCAAGCCCGUGUUCUCUCUCGUGUGGUGCUUGGUAGCAAGGCAAGUGGGGCAGCAACACGUACUCGAUCCAAUAGCUUCAGUCACCGCGAGCUUUACAUGCAGCCCCAGGGUUUGACCAUGGACCCCUGCCUGAUGCAGCAACCGCCCAGCACCAUCCAGAACGUGUCCCCCAGAAUGGGAGAGUUUCUUGGUAGAAGACCCAGCAGCGCACCCUCCCAACACCUCCUGGAGACCACCAACUACCAAGUAGCACGGCCCCUGGCAACUGGAGCUUUUCCAAUCAGCCCCGGAGGAUAUAGCAAUGCUGUCACUCAGGGAAGACCAUUCUCCAUGUACAAUGCCCACACCGGUCUUGCCAUGUCUGCUCUUGGACAACAGCCUCCACCAGCUCCAGGCACCCCUGGAGCGGCGCCCAAAACCUUUUCUGGUUCCUAUUACCCCAUGGAGCUGAUGAAGAGAGCUACCAACCUUCCUCCACCAUCGCCAAUAACAGCGGCAACCCCCCUUCAUAGCCCCCAACUUCUCCGGAAAGGGAUGAAUGCUGCUCCUGAGAGUAACAUUGUUCCUGUAACUUCUUCAUCCAAUCUCCAAGCGCAAAACCUUAACAACAGCAAGUUGGUAGGACGUCGUACUGGUCCACCUGUCAUAGUCUCAACUAUGCUCUCCGCACCUGACACAAGUAUUCGGCCCCAAAUCAUGAACGGGCCAAUGCAUCCGCGCCCCCUGGUGGCGCUGCUGGACGGGCGCGACUGCACCGUGGAGAUGCCCAUCCUGAAAGACUUGGCGACUGUCGCCUUCUGUGAUGCUCAGUCCACACAGGAAAUACACGAGAAGGUGCUCAACGAAGCAGUGGGAGCCAUGAUGUACCACACCAUCACCCUGACCAGAGAGGACCUGGAAAAGUUCAAAGCCCUACGUAUCAUCAUCCGCAUCGGAAGCGGCUACGACAACAUCGACAUCAAGGCUGCCGGAGAGCUGGGCAUUGCUGUGUGUAACAUUCCCUCGGCAGCUGUGGAGGAGACAGCAGACUCCACCCUAUGCCACAUCCUCAACCUGUACCGGCGAAACACCUGGCUCUACCAGGCUCUCCGGGAAGGCACGCGGGUCCAGAGUGUGGAGCAGAUCCGCGAGGUGGCGUCCGGCGCCGCCCGUAUCCGUGGCGAAACCCUCGGCCUCAUCGGCUUCGGUUAG